UAACUCCAAUGCACGACAAGGGCUACUCUUGGGUAGCACUAUUGAAAAUAAGCCAAAUUAUUCCUGCGCUAUAUAGCAGUUAUAUAGCAUACCUGUUUAUUGUCGUUUUGACUCCAAUGGGCGCCAGAGCAGGAAGUGCGUCUAACAGGGACUUGUACAUCGCAGUAUUGGCAGCCGUAGGAACGGUUCUCUCUUUUGGAUUCUUGACACCACUGAUCAACACUUUCCGUCGACCAAGUUUAGUAGUAUAUGCUUUAAUAGCAACUACAGCUCUUUCUGUGUUCUUAGCCAGUAGUACACAAUUAGGAUUCCCAUAUCGUCCACGGACAAGUGGCCAACGAGUUGCAUACUUGCACGUGCGCAAUAAGUUCUAUGAGUAUGAUGGAGCUCUCAGCAAGGAUGAGUCUGGUUACCUCUUUUUGUAUCAGGAUCGGCGUAAGGAAACAGUUCUUGAGGGUACAAAUGUAAACUUAACUGGUUUAGUCAGUUUAACGUCAAGAUGUGAAAAAUACAUGAUGUGUGGAAUGCCGUUGUAUGAUUACCGCUAUGUGCAGCAGAGAUUGGAAAGCAAAUGGAUGCCGCGGUCAAAACCAAUAACACCACCAGGCACGACCAAAUUGGAAUUACUUAGUAAAACUACAAUCAACUCUACAACUUGUCGUUUUGAGUAUAAUUUGACGGGACCUCCUCAAAUGAGUCUAUUUUUCGGAGCUUUUGAAGAUGCUACAAUAACAAAUUGGUCAUUUUUGGAAAGUUAUUUGAAUAACCCUCCAGCACACCCAUUAGCAUAUCACAUAUUCUUUAACUACGGAAUUGACAGUUCACCACUAAACUUCUUCCUAGAAAUUUCGAAACUUAAUGGAAACUUUGACGUACCAGUACUUCAACUUGGAGUUUCAGGACAUUAUAUAGGGGAUGUCGUUGAUGAGGAAACUGCAGACUUUCGAUCUAAGUUCCCCGCCUUUGCCAUUCAAGCUGACUGGCCAGCAUCAUAUGAAAGAUAUAAAUUUUAAACUUUCAAAAGAAAAAAAAACGCCUCUAAAAGACAAAUGUUAAAUGUAAUGCUUUAAAUCACCAAAAUAAACACAGUUUUAAAUAUUUAUUGGUACUUUCCCUCGUAUUCAUUAGUGGUAUAUUGAUAUAUAAACCAAACACAGCUGUUCAUUGGUGCAAGCACAACCACGGAAUACCAACAGUGUGGCCAUCUAGUUUUGAGCAUGUCAAAUUUGAUAAUAUUUCAUUUGAUUCAUUAAACAAUUACAUUUUGCCGAAAUUUAAAAGAACCAUUCGAAUGCUAAGAAGUAAUUGUUUUAAAAUGUAGAAAACAAAAAAAUCAUGUUUGAAUUAUACAAAUUAUCGAUUCACUUAUUUUUUGGUAUAUUUUGGAUUUCGAA
Drosophila albomicans is the source of this 1394-nucleotide messenger RNA. RefSeq lists its product as uncharacterized. Lineage: Eukaryota; Metazoa; Arthropoda; Insecta; Diptera; Drosophilidae. The transcript has 4 exons. The coding region runs from base 9 to 1013 and encodes 334 amino acids. The record is from RefSeq and is a predicted model, not a curated record.